CCUCCUGCAGCCCUUAAUACCUGACAGGCAGGACGCACUGUGGAGCUCUGCAGAGUUGUCUGUUUCGAGGACAGAGCCCAAGGGAAAGGGUGGUGUAGAACCAUGCACAUUGUUCUAGAACUUCUCCUGCUGGCAGGCAUCAUCAUCUACUCCUACUUGGAGUCACUGGUAAUGUUUUUCAUUCCCCGGAGAAGAAAAUCUGUGGCUGGACAGAUCGUUCUCAUCACCGGGGCUGGACAUGGAAUAGGCAGGCUGACCGCUCAUGAAUUUGCAAAGCGGAAAAGCAGAUUGGUCCUGUGGGACAUCAAUAAGCGUGGCGUUGAAGAAACUGCAGCCGAAUGCAGGAAACUGGGGGCCAUUGUGUAUGUGUUCGUGGUGGACUGCAGCAAUCGGAUGGAGAUUUACAACUCUGUAGAUCAGGUAAAGAAAGAAGUGGGUGAUGUUGAGAUCGUGGUAAAUAACGCUGGGGCAAUAUACCCAGCUGACCUACUUAGCACCAAGGAUGAGGAGAUUACCAAAACCUUCGAGGUCAACAUCCUAGGGCACUUUUGGAUCAUAAAAGCACUUCUCCCAUCGAUGCUAAGAAGAAACUCCGGCCACAUUGUCACAGUGGCCUCAGUGUGUGGCCACGGAGUGAUUCCUUAUCUCAUCCCAUAUUGCUCUAGCAAGUUUGCUGCAGUUGGUUUCCACAGAGCACUGACUGCAGAACUUGAAACCUUAGGGAAAACUGGUAUCAAAACCUCAUGUCUAUGCCCUGUGUUUGUGAAUACUGGCUUCACCAAAAACCCAAGUACAAGGUUGUGGCCUGUACUGGAGACAAGUGAAGUGGCAAGCAGUCUGAUAGAUGGAAUACUAACCAACAAGAAGAUGAUCUUCGUUCCAUCCUAUAUCAGUAUUUCUCUAGUACUGGAAAAAUUUCUUCCUGAACGUGCCUUAAAAGCUAUAAGUCGUAUACAGAACAUUCAAUUUGAAGCAAUUGUGGGCCACAAAACCAAAAUGAAGUAAUGUAUACGGAGACAAAUAACACACCAAUGCAUGAACCUAAGUUUAGAGUCAUGUUAAAGCUUUUUUUCACAUGUUUAAGUACUAUUGAUGUUUAAAAUGUAGUUUGGGCACUAGCAGCCAUCAAUGAGCAAGACUGAUUAGCUGUCCUUCUUGUCCUUUGUGCAUAUAGGCAUCUCAGCCUGUAGUGUUUGGUUAUGGCAAUGGGAAUAUAGCAAGCUAAUGUCUAUUCAACAAAAGAGUAGAAAGAUAAUCAGUGUGUUUUUAUAAAAUAAAUUACUAAAUAUCAAAACGUAGGCAAAGGGAUAAAGUAAUAAAGUCCUGGACAAAUGCUGACAAGUUGUAGUGAUUUCUGUUUUGAUGGGGGGUU
Phodopus roborovskii (desert hamster) is the source of this 1372-nucleotide messenger RNA. RefSeq names its product hydroxysteroid 17-beta dehydrogenase 13 (gene Hsd17b13). The record is from RefSeq and is a predicted model, not a curated record. The transcript has 7 exons. Gene Ontology annotation, molecular function: oxidoreductase activity, acting on the CH-OH group of donors, NAD or NADP as acceptor. Gene Ontology annotation, cellular component: lipid droplet. Lineage: Eukaryota; Metazoa; Chordata; Mammalia; Rodentia; Cricetidae. Bases 103 to 1005 code for a protein of 300 amino acids.